GGGGCGCGGUCGGCCGCCGCUCACUUCCCCGCCGCGGCCGGUGUCACGUGACGCCGGCGCCCCGGACCACGUGGUGCGGGCGGCGAUGGCGGCGGCGGCGGCGGCCCAGCGGGGCGGCGGCGGCGGCGGCGGCGGCGGCGGCGGCAGCGGCGGCGGCGAGGCUGGGGGCGGCUCCGGCGGCCGCGAGCCCGACCCGCCCCCGGGGGGCGGUGGGGCCUCGUCGGACCAGAUCAUGCGGACGGGGGCGAUCCUGCUGCGGGGGUUCAUCCGGGACCGCGUGGAGCGCUGCGGGGACGCGCAGGCGGUGGCCCUGAGCGAGGCGGAGCUGGGGGGGCCGCAGCCCAGCAGCCCUGACACUAAGCGCCUGAGCGAGUGCCUGCGCCGCAUCGGGGACGAGCUCGACAGCAACACGGAGCUGCAGAGGAUGAUCGAGCAGGUGGGGUGCCAUGCCCCCAAGGAGCUUUUCUUCCGCGUGGCUGCAGAGAUGUUUGCCGAUGGCACCUUCAACUGGGGCCGUGUUGUUGCCCUCUUCUACUUCGCCUGCAAGCUGGUGCUGAAGGCACUCUGCACCAAGGUCCCCGAGCUGGUCCGGACCAUCCUGGGCUGGACCAUGGAGUACAUGCGGGAGCACGUCCUGGCCUGGAUCCAGGCUCAGGGAGGAUGGGAAGGACUCCUCUCCUACUUCGGCACCCCAACCUGGCAGACCAUCACCAUCUUCGCCGCUGGUGUCCUCACGGCCUCACUCACCAUCUGGAAGAUGUCAUAGACUUGGGGGGAGGGGGGGGGCUGCAGCCUACCCCCCAGGACUGGCCCCUGCCGGCAGGGAUGGUGCUGACCCCCCCUCCAGCCCCUUGGGUGCUGUGCCUUCCAGGAGGGGGGGGGCUUUUUAACAAACAGGACUUUGUUAGGACUCACCCUGAAGUUUGGGGGGGGGGGGGGGGCUGAGCUGGGGGGACCCUCCCUCUUUUAGGGCAGCUGUGGCCCCCCCAGACCUUCCCCUGACAGUGGGUGAACGUGCCUGGGGGCCACGGCUGGGACCUGCUGUGGGACCCUACUGGAUUUGUGUGUGUGCUGCACACAGCUUCACCUCCCUCUGUCCCCCCAGUCCUGGUACUGGGGUCCCCCUGAUGCGGCACCCAACACAGCCCCAGUCUUGGAGCAGUUUGACCCCAGGACUUGUGGUGCUUUGGGUGGGGUCCUGUGAUCCCAGCCCCGCCCCCUGAUAUGGGGAUGGGGGGUGUGUGUCUUGGUGACCCCCCCAAAAUGGGGCAGUUGGGCACGGGGGAGGGUGGGAGGGAAGGGCUGCAGUCAUGGCUGCAGGUCAGGUAUUUAUUGGAGGCUCCCUACCCCGAGGAAGGCCCCCCCCCCCGGUGCAAUACCCCCCUCCCUGGGGCAGGGGCCCCCUCCCUUGCGGUGGCUCUCAGGGUGGGGGGGGGCGUACCCCCUGUUUACACCCCCUGAUCCCCUGGUUUCAGAGGUCCCCUCUUCACAAUCAGUGUCCCCAAGAAGCUGCCCUGAGGUAGGGGCAGAGUGACUUCCCCCACCCCCACUCGGUGCUCUUUGGGGUGAUGUCAUGAAAUGGUGAUGUCACAGGGGGAGCCCUCCCUCUGGUUGGGGGGGCCCUGCCUUCCCCCCGGUUUGCUUUUGAUUUCCCCCCCUCCCCCGUCUUUUUUGUACCUUGUUUUGUAUCUGGGAUAUUUUGAUGUCUGGAAAUAAAGGGGAAACGAAGCCUCGUGGUGCUUCGUGUUGGGGUGAGGCCACCAGCGUCCCCCCGCUGUA
Phalacrocorax carbo (great cormorant) is the source of this 1779-nucleotide messenger RNA. The record is from RefSeq and is a predicted model, not a curated record. Lineage: Eukaryota; Metazoa; Chordata; Aves; Suliformes; Phalacrocoracidae.